Molecule: messenger RNA, 5148 nt
Organism: Solea solea (common sole)
Lineage: Eukaryota; Metazoa; Chordata; Actinopteri; Pleuronectiformes; Soleidae
Gene: ptdss2
Product: phosphatidylserine synthase 2
Exons: 13
Coding region: 390-1886 (498 amino acids)
Biological process (GO): phosphatidylserine biosynthetic process
Molecular function (GO): L-serine-phosphatidylethanolamine phosphatidyltransferase activity
Source: RefSeq, a predicted model, not a curated record
CGUGACUGUUGGCGACGCGUGUCCAUGUGAAAUGUGUCUGGGGUGUACGGAGCAGGCUGUACUGUGUGGAGUUGUUUUGUUACGACGGGAGAGACACGCUGUACACAGUGCAGUCGCUAAAUUAUAUUGCUUCAUAAUUAAUUAGCAAACGAAUUCCUCAGCGUUGUUGCACCGAUGUAGCGUUAGCAGCAGCUCCUGAACUCAUCACUCAUUAAUCCAAUAUAAAACCAGCUGGUUAUUAUCUCCGCCCUCGUCUUCAUUACGUUCAUUUCCUCCGACCACCUCAGGAUGCUGACAGUCACUUGGGUGGGGCUGCCGCGGAUGACGAUCCUCGGGAGCAGAGCUCAGGGAUAAAUGAGAUUAUUUUGAAUACCCAGGGCGGUGAAGACAUGACCAAGCCCGAAGCGAAGAGAAGCGGCGUGGCCGCAGUGAACGUCGCCGGGAAGUGCGCCACAGCCGCAGAGCAGGUCAACAACGGCUUGGCUGAUCCGGACUGUCCGGGUCAGAGCGUACCGUCCAAAGCCAAGGUGAUGAAGCAGACCUCCAAAGAGAGCCUGCAACGCAGGAAUACCGAGUGUGAGGUCUAUGACGACGGGACCAACACCUUUUUCUGGCGGGCUCAUACUCUGACAGUGCUGUUCAUACUGACUUGUGCUCUGGUCUACGUCACCCUAUUGGAAGAGACCCCCCAGGACACGGCUUACAACACUAAAAGGGGGAUUAUAGCCAGCAUCCUGGUAUUUCUCUGUUUCGGAGUAACACAAGCCAAAGAUGGACCAUUCACUAGACCACAUCCAGCUUACUGGAGGUUCUGGCUUUGUGUCUCUGUCGUCUAUGAGCUCUUCCUCAUCUUCAUCCUGUUCCAGACGGUGCAUGAUGGACGACAUUUCAUGAAGUACAUUGACCCCAAAUUGGGGGUGCCUCUCCCAGAGCGCGGCUAUGGAGGAAACUGCCUCAUCUAUGACCCCGGCAACACCACUGACCCCUUCCACAACAUCUGGGACAAGAUGGACGGAUUUGUUCCAGCUCACUUCCUGGGAUGGUAUAUCAAGACUCUGGUGAUCCGGGAUUGGUGGAUGUGUAUGAUAAUCAGUGUCAUGUUCGAGUUCUUGGAGUACAGCCUGGAGCAUCAGUUACCUAACUUCUCAGAGUGCUGGUGGGACCAUUGGAUCAUGGAUGUGCUGGUGUGUAAUGGUCUGGGGAUUUACUGUGGUAUGAAGACACUGGCCUGGUUGUCAAUGAAGCCCUACCAGUGGCAGGGCCUGUGGAACAUUCCUACAUACAAGGGGAAGAUAAAGCGCAUAGCAUUCCAGUUUACCCCCUACAGUUGGGUGAAGUUUGAGUGGAAGCCUGCUUCUAACCUUCGUCGUUGGCUCACUGUGUUGGGCAUAAUCUUUGUGUUCCUCCUGGCAGAACUUAACACCUUCUACCUGAAGUUUGUGUUGUGGAUGCCUCCUGAACACUACCUGGUGCUGCUCCGCCUGGUCUUCUUUGUUAAUGUGGGAGGCGUGGCCAUGAGGGAGAUCUAUGACUUCAUUGGCGACCCGAAAUUCCACAAGAAGCUUGGCCAGCAGGCUUGGCUGGUGGUAGCCAUCACAGUGACGGAGUUCCUCAUCGUGGUCAAGUACGACCCAAACACCAUCAUGUUGCCUAUCCCCUUCUUCAUUAUGCAGUGCUGGUUUUUAGGGAUCCUCCUCAUCGUCACCUGGACUCUGUGGCGCUUUUUUAUCCGUGACAUCACACUACGCUACAAAGAGACACGUCGACGCAAACAGGAAGUGCCUGCUGACUGGGACCGCCCUGUGGGCAACGGCAGCACCGCCGCCCCAUCUGGGCGCAGCAAACUCAACGGCAGCUCCGAGACGGUGCGGCAGAGGAAGUCGUGAAGGCCCGGGCGGUGGAUCGAUCAGCAGCUGCUGAGGGGGAGCGAGAGCGAGAGAGAGAGAGGACACGGUUUAAAAAGGGGUGGGGCGGGAAUCAGACGAAUGAAUGAAGGAGCAUCGAGACAAAGGGACACACAGAGACGUGCAGACGGACUAGUAUUCGCUGUGUACGCAGUUUUCUGUGCCUACAUGAACCAAGUAGUCAUUCAACAGAGGAGAGGGUGGAAGCAGGGGCAACUUUCAUUUGUUGCGUUGUUCUAGUUAUUGUCGUACUACAGGGAUUUACCUCAUACUAUUUUUAAGAACAUUAAUGCAGUUAAUACAGGUGACAUGUUUAUUUAUACAUGAUAAAUGAUGCGGGUGGGAAAACAAAACAAAAAAGCUAAAUCAAAGAGACAGAGUGGUGGAAGGAGUGUUUUUUUUUUUUUUUUUUAGAUGAAGAGUGAAGUAGGUAAACUCAACCAGUAACUGCUAACUGACGGUAACUCUUUUCUCUCAUCUGCACUGAGUAGUAUAGAAAUGCAGCCAUGCGUCAGUGUAAAUAGGCUUUGUUCUGUGUUGUGCGGAUGAGAGGAAGGAGAGUAUUUGGAGCAGUUUGUGUAGAUGUAAUGACUGAUUCAUUGUCCACUGCUAUGCAGUCUUCAGCAUCCAUAGGUUAUUUUUUGGCCACACAUUGUUGCCGGGCGGCAGUAGAACUGAAGCUCGGUUAUUCACGACACAUUUCUGUUACGUAUAGUGAAAAAAAAUAUUACACUUUAGAUUAUUUUGAUUCGUGAGAGUCUUAUACAGUUUGUAGAGCUUUUUCUCUUUAGUUUUGUCCCAUUUUUUUUGGUGCAUUGUGUACACGUUUUUGACAAUGUCAGCUCUUUUUUUUUUAUUAUUUACUGUUCAGAUUUUCUGAUUCCUGGAGGCACUGCUGUGUAACUGCUGUGGAUCGUCCCUCAGUCACAGGGAGGAGUGGUAAACCGGUCAAAGCCGUUCUCCCACUGUCACACUUUUCUCUUAAAAAGAACAAGUUGUAAAAAAAAAAUGAAAACAAAUCAAGAUGUACCAUUUCCUAUUUAACUUCUGAUGCUUAUACAUAGUAUAUGAGAUAUGGUUUGGGGUAUUUUAAGUAGAUGUUUUGUUAUCACUGUUUCUAUUUAUUUAGGGUAAAUCAAUUUUGGACACUACUUUUUUUUUUUUGUGAAAUGUGGUCCUGAGAAAUCUGCAGCGCUCUUUAACAAACAGAUCCAUGACAAUCACACUUGUCCUCUGAUGGAGACACGUUGGCUCACAUGCAGAAACAGAACUGCAGCUGAGGCUCGGCUGAACUCUUGUCCCGUUCGGUCUCAUCAGGAUGUCAAUUUAUUAAUCAGAUGUUUGAUUGUUUUAUUUUAUUCCAGUUAACUCUGAAUUUUUAUGCUCGCUCAUGCCCGAUUUAGCUGAAACUCAUGAGAUCACACUUUACUUUGAGAGGGAGAAACGAGGACUCACUGCAGUGUGUCUUUGUAUUGAGGUUUGGGAAGAAGACCAACCUUUCCACACCUUUGUGGUGGGAGGAGGGAGGUGAUGCCAUAUUAAACAUGCAAUCAGCCAAAGCUUUGAUUUCAUUCUUGCUAAAGCCAUAGAUGCCACCCGGACUCACCCACGCCGCUCAGACUAAUGUUAAACCUCAUUUAGAUUCCUUUUAAUUUCAUUUAAAGCAGAAUUUCAAAGCCAUUCUUGUCAGCCACAAUAAAAGAGUGUAAUGUUCCAGUCGGACAUCAACACCUGGAGGUCAGACCGUCGAAAACUCCCCAGCUGCCUUGUUUCUUUAACACUGUCUUUUUCUUUUAAUCAAUUAUUAAUUGUAGAACUUAAACCUUUUAGUUAUUUAAUUCAGUACAAACUUAAUCUGUAACUACGAUUGAUACUCGGUUAGUUGUUUCAGUAAGUGUUUAUCAGUUGUGAUCGUGAACUGUAGAACAGACGUCGAUUUAUAAAUUGUUGGACCUACAAUAACCAUUUUUUAUCUCUCUAGUUACGGAAGGUUUAUCAAAACAGUUGAUGUCGUCGUUAGUUGUAGUCGGCAAUAAAUAUCAUAGGAUACGACAAACUAAACUUUACAUAAAAAAGAAAACCUAACAAACAAACCCAGCGCUGUCACUGAACAAAACACCACUGCAUUCCAAUUUUUCUGAAUGUUCAGUUUCCAGAAAAGCAUAUGAUUUUUGCACUCUUCACGUCUCGUCACUGUCAAACAGGGAUGCAACGAUCAAUCAAAUUAUUAAUCGAUUGGUAAAUGAAUCUGCAAUAAUUUUUGAUUAUUGAUUGAUUGUUUUUUGUUUUUUUUUUUUUAAUGUGAAUAUUUUCUGGUUUCUUUGUCCAUAUGACAAAUAAAUAAUUAAAACUGAAUAAGUUUGGGAAACACUGAUCGACAUUUUAUGGACCAAACGACUAAUUGAUUGUUGGAGAAAGUAAUCAACAGUUGAAUUGAUUCUGAAAAAGGAUAUUUAGUUGCAGCACUACUUUUGUUGGAAACUCAUUUUGUCCCAGUGACACAGCUGAUGUUGACACCUGUGACCCUUAACGUUAAAGCUCCCCGUCGUUAUCUUGGCCGGCGUAUAAAGAGGAUACUGUUGUCAUUUUCUUGUGAAUGUAGUCCGCAGAGUCUUCUGUUCAAAUGAGAGAGGGUGCGUUGUUUAUGCAAACACCAUUUUCACUUGUAUCCAGGCUGUAUCUGUCCACAUACUCCACCCUGCUUUUUGAAAACACAGAUCGCUGGUGCAAAGUUAAAACCUUAGCAACCUCUCGCUGAUGUAUGAAGUUGUGUGCUUGUUUCUGUGAUGUCCUGAUUCAGUUGCGUGGGAACUUUUAGAAUAUCUGAGAAAUUUAGCUUCUAAUUUUUUCAAUCCUUUAUUAAUGAAAGCAUUUUAAAACAUGGGCUAGGUACUCACUGUGCACUCGUGUUACAUAACAUAUCUUGGAUUGGAAAAAAUAGUUUCACAGACUGAACUCAUCAAUGACAUGUUGAAUGAAAUGGAAAUUGGCCAAAAGAAAAAGAUUAUUCAGGACCUUUUCUGAGUGUGUGUGGAGAUUCAGUGUAGUUUUACUUGCAGACACAUGGGGGCGGUAGAUUUUUUGUUCUUGUCUCUCUGUCAACGAUCACUGGUAAACCUGAAGUAAAAGCCAUUUCCAACAAGGUCUGUGUAUAUGUGAACAUGUUAAAGAUCAUAAAACUGAGAAAUGCUGCUGCACCACAUAAUUUUAUAAUGUUUUCAAUAAAAUCUAAUUGAAACUUGUA